This is a messenger RNA of Hipposideros armiger (great roundleaf bat), 5896 nucleotides long. It is a transcript of the gene TTC23, whose product is annotated as tetratricopeptide repeat domain 23. Lineage: Eukaryota; Metazoa; Chordata; Mammalia; Chiroptera; Hipposideridae. Gene Ontology annotation, molecular function: protein binding. The coding region runs from base 1965 to 3314 and encodes 449 amino acids. The record is from RefSeq and is a predicted model, not a curated record. The transcript is spliced from 12 exons.
GGUGGCUUGCUGUCGAGGAGGUUUUUUGCUUUUGCAGUUUGAAGGGUAAUUUAGCCGGAUCCCAACUCAGGAGCCGUUAGUAACUAAUCUCUUCUUUCACUCACACAUUCAUUCAGGCGUCCGUGCUCUCAUUCAAUGGGCACGUUGAGGGACAACUGCAGUAACUCCUGAGCGCCUACUGUGUACCAGGCAGCGCUCUAAGAGCUGUGCAUAGAUUACCUAAUUUAUCCCUCACAGCAACCCCUUGAUUCAGGUACUAUUAUUAUACUAGUUUGACGGGUGAAAAACUGAGGCCCGGGGCGUUUAUGUAAAGUGGCCAAGGUUAGUUAACUCGCAAGUCGUGAGCCCCGGCACUGGAUUUAAGGGCUCACUGCGCGCUGAUAGGUUCGUUCCAAAGAGGAGGCGGUAACCUAGGUUCUGCUCUUGAAAUUCCUAUUGUAAGAAAAGAUCGCUGAAAAGGACAGUAAGAACUUAGUAAGUUAAAUAUUGUGGCAGUUCCUAGCAUGACUGAGUAGGUCGUGAAUACGUAUUUUUUCAAAACGGAAAUUCCUAUAUCAGGGGAAAGAGAUACAAGGAAGAGAACUUGACGCUGGUUAAAAAAUAAAUAAAUCCAAGCAGUGUUUAAAAAAACAAAAACUUAUUUUUUAAAUGCCUUGUUUGUUAGUAUGGCAACUUUCAUUCUGAAAUGAGGUUUUUAAAAUUUUUCCUCGCAUGAAACUGCUAUUAUUUAUUGUUCUUUUUUGAAAAGCUUGAUAUUGACUAACUUAACCGAGGUUCAUUGUCAAGUAACCUUGACUAUAUAUAGUUUUACGUUGAUUUAUUUACUCACUGUUAAAGAUGAAAUAACCUAGAAAACAGUUAUAGUAAAUAACAAUAAAACCUAUUCCCAAACAAGGCAUGAGUUAUAGUGAAAUAUCAAUUAUCUAUAUAUUAAAUCUGGCCUUCAGAAGUUAGUGAAGUAUAUGGCAUGCAUUUCUAAGAGCCUUUAUACAGACUUCUAAAUACCUAAGGAUUUGUAGUACUUGGGAAUUUUUGCUAGACUCAAAAUGAGGAAACCUACAGUUUGUGUAAAAACAAAAAUCUUUAGGGUAUUAAAGAUCAACCGAAAUAAGAAAACUUGCUCCUAAUACUGAAGUCACACCACACACAAAAAAGAUUAACCAUAGAUAGAACAAUUGCUUAGAAAUUAAUCAAUGUUAGCCUCUUAUUUUCACGUCUUUAAAAAGGGAAAUAUUUUAAUGCAUUAACAUGCAAAAUUUGAUCAUGAAAAAUGAAUCAUCUUAAAAUAACUUUUAAACCCUCCCCCGCCCCCAAAAGAAAAUGACAGAAAAGUAGCGAAGUGAUUCUAUGACUAACUUAAAAAGUUCUCUAAAUUUGUCUAGUGCCAAUUUUCACAUUUUGCUUCAUCCAAAACAAGAGCGAAGGAAUAGAGUACUUUAAACUAGUGAUUUAGUGUUCUUUAACAAACUUCAACAUCAACAGGCAGCGAUGCCACUUUAAGAAAAUUCCAAGGAAAAGACAACCCUAUUUUUAAAUUCCCACCUCUGGCUCCCAAGGAUUGGGUUGUGAACUUCGACAAAUUACUCUUCUCCACUCCCUAUUGGUGCUUGUUCUAUCAUUCAUUAUUCUGCCUGGAGUUUUGUGAGGUACCAGCUUGCUUUACAGAAAAAGGCUGCUCCGAUUUUGUCUGGAACCACCCUACUUUAUACUUUUUGAUGGUUAUCAAUCUGUACAAGGAAUCGUCACACUGAUACAGCAAAUCGGGCUGUCGAGACAGCUGUGUAAUUCGUUGGAAAAAGAAACGGAGAACUUCUCAAGCGUCCAAGACGGACACCUCCCUUCAGACCUCUUCUUCCUUCCACUUUGAUCUGGGCCUGAUCGUGUGCUUCAGCAUUCUACUGGGCAGGUCUGGCAGAAGGAAUAGCAUCAAUUGAUUGGAGCCAGAGGAUAAUGUAUAUAAAAAUAUGCAAGAAUCACAGGACACCCAUCUCUCCAGCCACCUAGAUGAAGUUGUUGCUGCAGUCAGCAUAACGCCCACAGAGAGCACCCCAAGCAAGGGGGCACAGACGGCACUCUUCCAGCCUCCCCGAGAGAAACUCCAACUCUGUGAAGAGAAGGCAAAGUCCUAUUCCAGCAGGCACGAAUAUAAGAAGGCGAUCCAGGAGCGCGUGCGCUGUGUCGCGCUCACAAGGAUUUGCUACGGCGACUCCCACUGGAAACAAGCAGAGGCGUAUGUUAACCUGGCCCAAGGCUACCUCCAGCUAAAAGGACUGUCACUGCAGGCCAAACAACAUGCAGAAAAAGCCAAAGAAAUCCUCACCAGCGCCAUCGUGCCUCCCUAUAACGACCAUACAGAUGUUUUCAAGUGCUCAGUGGAGCUGUUCCACACCAUGGGGAGAGCCUUACUUGCCCUUCAAAAAUUCAAGGAAGCUGCGGAGAAUUUGACAAAAGCUGAGACACUUGCGAAGGAGCUGCUACAAUAUGGAAGGAUCUCAAAGGAAGAAUGGAUGGCGAUUCAAGCGCGGACCAAAUUGUCAUUCGCACAGGUGUAUCAAGGUCAGAAGAAAUCAAAAGAAGCUCUGCCCCACUACCAAGAGGCCUUAGAAUAUAUGGAGACCAGCAAAGGUGACAAAAGUCUCGAGUGCAUUCCUGUAUUGAGGGAAUUAGCAGGUGUCGAACAAGCCCUGGGGUUUCAUGACGCGUCCAUCAACCACCUUUUACAGGCACAUCUCAUCGUCCUGAGCAGGAAGCCCUCACAAGAGGAGGCAACAGUGUCUGCACACUGGGUCGCCCGGGCUGCCGUCACUUCUGUCGCUUCCGGGAGGCCCGAGCACCAUGAUGUGGCCGAACAGUAUUUUCAAGAGAGCAUGGCUAAUCUUAAGGAUGCUGAAGGGACUGGAAAAGCCAAGUUUCUUUCAAUUCAAGAUGAAUACUGCCAUUUUCUACAAGUCACUGGACGAGAAGAGAAAGCAACCUCCAUCCUGAGAGAGUCCCUGGAAGCCAAAGUGGGAGUGUUUGGUGACCUCAGUCCUGAGGUGGCAGAGACAUACCGGCUCCUGAGCGGGGCCGACCUGGCCCAGGGGAACCACAGCGGGGCCCACAAGAAACUGAAGAAGUGUCUUCAGAUUCAAACCCUCUUAUACGGACCGCAGGACAAGAGGACAGUGGCCACCCAGCAGUCAGUGGACGUCCUGUCCAAGGCCCCCGAGAUGGCUGUAAAGCCGAGGCAUGCCCCGAAAGCCAAACCGGCCUUCUGCACCGGCGUGCCCCAGCACACUGUGCUGGGAAAGGCUAGGCCCCAUGCAGCCGACUGACCCCCCCUCCCCAUCCCCCAAACACGGCUGUGGUCAUGCCUGGGUGCCGACGUUCAGGGUGCUGCAUAAAUCUCUCUCCAAUUAGAAGAUGGAACUCAGCCAUCAUUGUACAGAUUUUCAAGGCCAAGUGUUUGCUCCAGCACUCGACAACGCCUCCCGUGGGCCAUUCUGACAGUGGCUUCCCUUUCAGGGGGAUAUGGUGCUUCUAUAUAACAUUUUCCUUCUUACCACCCAAGUGCGUUUUCUUGCCAACACAAAUGUUGACCCAGCAGCAAUAUUGUGGCCGAAAAGCUUCUCUUCCAAAGUUCAAAACUUCCCGUGCAGGAAAAUAGACUAAACACCUGGCUGUACAUGGGUAGCCCCUUGCACUGCACAGGUCUGGAGUCAGACUUGGAGUGAUAAAAUCCUGGGAAAGGCCCUUUCUUAUAGGAAGGUAAUAGGGAUUGAGAAUAAAAUGCUAACAAAAGGACACUUGUAAGUGCUGAGGUCGAUGUGUGCCUUUAAAUGAGGCUCAGAGUUCCAUGAAGCCUGCAAAGGGGACAUAGGGGAAGCUCCCUUCCACUCAUGUGUCAGUCACUCAUAGAACCUGGUUGAGCCCCCCAGUAAUGUCCCAGCUGUGCGUUAAGAACUGGGGAACACAGCACUAAGACACACCGUCCCCAUCCUCUCAGAGUUUGCCACCCAACAUGGACACCAGUUAUGAAACAUAUAAUGGAUGGUGGAAUUAGUUGAUGACCCGAGGGAAAGAGCUGAGUAAAACAAGGUAAGUGAUGAGUGAACAUGACUUGGCCUUAAGGUCAGGGGAGGCAGGCGUAAGUGAAUGGCGGGAGAUGAGCAGGGGUGAGGCUGGCACGGAGAGGGUGCCUUGGGAAGGAUGCCAGCUCCCUGCUGCCUCCUCCUGUGGCCUCUACUCCAGGCAGGACAAACAUGGCUGCCAGUCUGGAGUUUCGUUCUAGAGGUGGCACAGCCCUUGGCCCCCUGCUCUCCCUACUGUGUUCUUGGGUUCAGCAUGUGAGGGGUAGGGAGGGUGGUGGGGUGAGCACCCAUGUCCACAGUGGUCUUUUCAGUCUCCUGGGGGUUGGGGAGAGGGGUCAAUUGAGAAUAGAAAAGUAGAGUGAGAAGUCUUGAGCACCGAUCUCUGUGCUGUCAACGAUGAGCUCAGUGCUGGAAUGAGGUAGAGGGUGGGAGUGGGGUGUGGACAAUGCUGUUCCCUCCCCCGCCCUGCCCCCACCCUCCUAUUCUCCCAUCCCAUGGACUGUGGCCCAGCAAGGCUGCAGCCUGGGCACCCUUCCACUACAACGCCCAGUAGGGAACCCCAGACCACUCCAUUUGUGCAGAUGGCCACCUCAAGAAUUGAAGGGGGCAAAAUAAACCAAAAAGAUCCAUGAUAGAGUGGACAGAGGCAGGGUCCCUUGUCCUCCUUAGGCAUGUCACAGCAACUACAGGCCACCUGACUCAUAUCCACCCAUCCCAGACAGACCUAUGAAAUGAAAACGAAGUGUGACACGUGGUCACUACUCACCAAGUGUCCCAUCUAGUUGAAGACAUGGGUUUUGAGGUGGAUGGUUAGAAUAAGCAUUUUAAGUACAUACCACAUUGGUGUCUGCCAAGGACUGAAUGUUUGUGUCCCUCCAAAAUCCACAUGUUGGAACCCCAAUCCCCAUGUGAUCUCUGGGUCUCUAGGAGGUGGGGUCUCUGGGAAGUUCCACGAGGGUGGAACCCAUGAAUGGGAUUAGUGCCCUUAUAAGAAGACACACAACAGAGAUGUUCUCCCCACCAUGUGAGGACACAGCAAGAAGGCAGCCGUCUGCAAACCUGGAAGAGAGCCCCCCACAAGAACCGAAUCCACCAGCACCCUGAUCUUGGACUUCCCUCUCUAGAACUGUGAGAAAUAAAUGCCCAUUGUUUAAGCCUCCCCAUCUGUGGUAUUCUGUUACAGCAGCCUGAGCAGACUAAGAAAAGCCACGCUGGGUUUUUGAAAAUGUGAAUUCUAAUGUUACUUUUCCCUUCCUUUCUGUAUUUCUUGGGGGAUAAUAUCUUCAGAUCACAGAAACUUAAACACAUUUAGAAAAAUUUAGCUGUCACCUUGAAAAAGAAUGAGUUUUGGAAUAUUCUACCACAUGUCUCCCAUCAAUUAAAUAAGUAAACUCCAAUGUGAGAGGAAGACUAUAGCUAUUUAUGGAUUUUUUUUUUUUGUAAAAGGUUAUAAACAGGUAAGGGUAUCUAACUACUCCGUUGUCACAAACUACCACAAUUUUUUCAAGCUCCCAGGAAACGACCAUGAUUCACCACUCUUUUUGCAUGUGUGCCCAGGACUGUCUGGCUGUAGCGCGGAAAGUCCUGUGUCCCAGGAAGCCCCUCCAUCCCAGGGAAAACGGGAUGGCUGGACACCUGGUGGCUCCAGCCUUCCAGCCUAUGAAUGGCGACAUUCCAACCACAAAUUGUCAAGUCCAUAUGAAUACGGGCCAUUUGGUUUAUGCUUUCUGCCAUGCUUUCUAGUUCUGUGCUGACAAUAUCAAGUUCUGGUUCAGGCAAGGAAUUCAAGAACUGGGCCUUUUCGCAUAUAUCUUCCCCAGUGAUUC